This is a messenger RNA of Physella acuta, 1176 nucleotides long. Its product is annotated as urease accessory protein UreG. NCBI's taxonomy places the organism in Eukaryota, Metazoa, Mollusca, Gastropoda, Physidae. Gene Ontology annotation, biological process: urea catabolic process. Gene Ontology annotation, molecular function: nickel cation binding; GTPase activity. The record is from RefSeq and is a predicted model, not a curated record.
UUUCAGCCUGUCUUAAUCAGCAUUUCAUUAGAUGAGUCAGUCAAAUGAUCUCUUCUGAUUUCAAUAGAUCUAAUUGGGUGCUGCCCCCAUAACCUGGAGUCACAUCACUCAAACUUUGAUUGUAAACAUAAGUCAUGUCAGACCACCACACAGAGAAAUUCAAAUUUGUUCAAGGUGGCCCCAUGAUACCACCUGCUCACAACUUAGUGCACAGCCAUAAAGGUCACAGCCAUGAAAGUCACAGCCAUAAAGGUCACAGCCAUGAAAGUCACAGCCAUAAAGGUCACAACCAUGAAGGUCACAGCCAUAAAGGUCACUGCCAUGAAAGUCACAGCCAUGAACAUCCACACGGCCACACACAUGACGUCAUGGAACAUCCUGGAACUUUCAGCGGCCGUGACUUGCCGUUGUACAGAGUUGAUUGGCACCAGCGAGCGUUUACAGUUGGCGUCGGUGGCCCAGUGGGUUCUGGGAAAACCGCCUUAGUUCUGGCACUCUGCAGGUAUUUAAGGAGCAAGUCCAGUGUGUGUGUGGUCACCAAUGAUAUUUUUACCAAGGAGGACUGGGAGUUUCUGGUCAGGAAUGAGGCCCUGGAUGCUGACCGUCUGCGGGCCGUGGAGACAGGCGGCUGUCCUCACGCCGCCAUCAGAGAGGAUUACUCAUUAAACAUGGCCGAAGUAAGGGAUCUAACUCUCAAAUUUCACCCUGACAUUGUCUUCAUCGAAUCAGGGGGAGAUAAUUUGGCUGCAAACUUUUCACGUGAAUUGGCAGACUACAUUAUCUACGUCAUAGAUGUAGCAGGUGGAGACAAAAUCCCAAGAAAAGGUGGACCUGGGGUGACCCAGAGUGACCUUCUGGUCAUCAACAAAACUGACCUGGCCCCGGCAGUGGGUGCAAGCCUGGAGGUGAUGCAGCGAGAUUCCACCUUGAUGCGACAGAACGGCCCAACAGUUUUUACCCAAGCCAAACACGGCACAGGUGUAGAUAAAGUGGCACAGCACAUUCUGGAGGCGCUGGGUCGACAGCGCAGGCCAUUUGACGUCACCAUAUGACAUCCUGUGUGCCAUGACAAGUUUAGCUGGCGACUGUGUGGAUGAUGGCAUGGUUGAGUGUCAGAAAUGUCUGAGUGUCGCCAUCAAUUGCAGUUAAUUAAUUACAGAAAUAAAAUCCAAUCAA